AUGGAGCCGGCGGAGUCGCAGGCGGCCGAGGGCGAGCCGUGGCCGGAGGUGGCGGCCUGCGGCCGGCGUGAGCUGAGCCUGGAGGCUGGCGAGGCGCUGGAGCGGCGCGUGCGAGCGGCCGGGGGACGCCUGCCGGCGGCGGUGGGGGCGCUAGGCGCGGCCCUGCGCUCGCUGGAGGUGCGCGGCGGCUGCGCGGCGCUGCGGGAACCCGGGCCGGCCCUGGGGCGCCUGGCGGGGCUGCAGACGCUGGCGCUGCCGGGCUGCGGGCUGGGCCCGGCCGGGCUGGCCCACGCCGGGCGCCUGCUGCCGGCCACGCUGCGCACGCUCGACCUCUCCGGCAACGCGCUGGAGCAGCUGCCGACCGAGCUGGGCGGAGCCGGCGCGCCGCAGCCCGAGGCGGCCGCGGGAGCGAGGGACGGCACGGCCGCCCUGCCCGAGCUGCGGCUGCUCAACUUGCGCCGCAACCGCCUGCGUGAGCUGGGCCCCGGCCUGGCCCGCCACGCGCCGGCCCUGCAGGAGCUGCUGCUGGGCGGCAAUCGGCUGCGCAGCCUCCCGGGAGGCCUCGUGCCUGCGCCUGGCGACGGCGACCGCCGCGCCGCAGCCCCGCUGCCGCUUCUGGGCGUCCUUGAGGCCGCCGGCAACGACUUGGAGGAGCUGGGACCCCACAUCGCCCGCCUGUCUGGGCUCAAGAGUCUGGAUGUUUCCAAUAACAAAUUAUCUGAAAUCCCUGUGGAGCUGGCCGACUGUCCAAAGCUGAAGGAUGUCAACUUGAAAGGAAAUGCUCUCAAGGACAAACGACUGGAAAAGAUGGUGAAUGGCUGCCAGACAAAGUCCAUCUUGGAGUAUUUGCGUGUUGGAGGCCGAGGGGGCGGCAAAGGGAAAGGCAAGCAGGACAGUGCUGAAAGAGAAGAGCCAAGGAAGAAAAAGAGAGAGAAGAACAGGAAGAAAGGCAGUGAUUCUGAAGAAGAGGCGGAAGAGAGCCGGAAGCUGCUGCUGAAAGUUCUCCACAUCUCCGAGAAUCCAGCACCAUUGGUCAUAAAAGCCAGUCCCAAUGUCAAAGACAUCCGUCCAUAUAUUGUAUGUUGUGUGGUGAAAGGCAUGAAAUUCAACCCAGGCAAUGCUUUGAAGAGGUUUCUUUCUGUUCAGACUAAACUCCAUGAGGACAUUUGUGAGAAACGAACAGCAGCCACUAUUGCCACGCAUGACUUACGACUGGUGAAAGGUCCUCUUCUUUACGAUGCCCGUUCUCCAGACAAUCUCAAGAUCGUUCCCUUGGGCCGGAAGGAAAUUAAAGCAAAGGAUCUCCUCCGGCAGCUACAGGCAGAAGCUGAGGAGCAGCGAAAACAGAAGAAAAGGCAGAAUAUCUCUGGACUGCACAAGUACCUCCAGUUAUUGGAUGGGAAAGAGAAUUACCCUUGCCUGGUGGAUGCUGAAGAUGCUGUCAUUUCUUUCCCACCGAUUACAAAUAGUGACAAGACAAAGCUGGGAAAAACAACCUCUGACGUCCUUCUGGAAGUCACAAGUGCUACCAGCCUGCAGAUCUGCAAGGAUGUGAUGGACAGCCUCAUUCUAAAAAUGGCAGAGCUGAACAAGUCUACUUUGGAGAAUAAUGAUGUGGAGCUGGGUUCUGAAGAGGAAUGCAAUGAGGCUGUUCGGCAUGAAAAUUCGAGCCCCAGAGGUCCUUCCCAGAACUCUCCCCUGAUGUUGGAGCAGGUUCGGGUCGUGGACAUGGAUGGGAAUUUAAAAGUCCUUUAUCCUUCGAAAACAGAUCUCGGCGCGUUCUCCUCCCUCGUGACUAUUGUUCAUUAGGCGCCCUUAGCGUCCUCCGCUUGUCCUGGGGCGUGUUCUGUGACAUUUGUAGCCAGCAGCCCCACUGGGUGACUUUUCCAGUGUACAGGCACCAAGGCGCCCUGCUUUGAGGCAUGGGGCGGUUGACUGCUAACUAUGCAGGGCUCUUUGGUCAAGAGAGACUCAGGCAUCCGUGUGGUUAAUGACAUGGAACCCCCUAGCCAAGGCUGCGCUUGCUCCAGGCUGACAUUGGAUGAGGGCGCCGAACACUAUUUAUUUUAAUGAGAUAGGGUGGUACCUGUGCCGUGUGUGAGCAGGAGUCUCCUGAGCGUAGCCGCGCUCUGGCUGUGAUCAGCAGCUGCGUGGGGUGCGGUCUCUGGAGGGCCAGCAGCACUGCCUCCACAGACACAACCUCAGCUUGUUCCGGCGGUCGCGGGAGGGCAGGCGAGGAGGGUGUCUCGCAGCUCCUUCCUCUCCCCGGUGUUCAGGUGCCGGCUCUCUGGCCGCAUGAACUGCUUAUUCCCACAGUUUGGGGGGCAGCCCAUUCCUCCGGGGCUGUGCCCAGGGUCAGUGGAGAAAGGCCCCUUUGUCUGAUCCACCGGUGUUGGUGAAACGAUGUGGCGGGAAAUGCCCAUGCGCCAGGGAACUGUACAAAAUGUCUGAAUUGGAGCUUGUACCCCAGACAAGUUUUUCCAACUGGAGGCCCUCCAGCUCUCUGGGAUUCCACCCUCCAUCAGCCUCGUCUGGAAUGAGAGAGUCAGGCAUGCUGGAGUCAGAGUGCCGUGUGGCAGCAAAACGUCGCAUGAGGGAAGAGGCCCCCAAGCCAAGGGUGGUGCUCCAGCCCGCGGGGUGGGCGCUCUUGCCAGGGCUCGAGGCCUCGAUCGGAGCCUUCCCAGCUCUUCACAUCAUCUCAGUGGUUUGCAGCGCGUUGUGUCAUUGCGGUAGUAAAAUCACCCCUGCGCAUCACAUGCCACACUGGCUGGGGCGGCAGCACUGGUCAAGGGGCACGUGGUGAAACCACACCAGAGUGGUCACUUAGAUGGGAUUGGUGCUCGUCUGCCCUCAGUCUUGGUCCCCUCCACACUGCAGUGCCCGUGAUCCUUGGCUGUUGGCCAUACAGGUGGGCACUGGUGGGAGUUGUAAUCCAAAAUAUGUGGAGAGCACCAGAUAGUGGCCUUUCCAGAACCGGUGGUGUUUGUGGGAGGGGGUGUGAUGCUGUUCCAGGAGAAUAAAGGCAGAAAUCCCACUGGAUGUGCUUGAGCCCUGUGGCUCCAGCUAAAGGUACCCUCUUGCAGCAUGGUCUAACUUUCUAGCCCUCAGUGAUCACAGAGAAGGACUUAAAUGAUAGCAGCCACUCAUGCCAAAAGAGUACAAAUAAAGCGGAAAGAACAUUUCUGA
Molecule: messenger RNA, 3186 nt
Organism: Varanus komodoensis (Komodo dragon)
Lineage: Eukaryota; Metazoa; Chordata; Lepidosauria; Squamata; Varanidae
Gene: LRRC47
Product: leucine rich repeat containing 47
Exons: 7
Coding region: 1-1809 (602 amino acids)
Biological process (GO): phenylalanyl-tRNA aminoacylation
Molecular function (GO): phenylalanine-tRNA ligase activity; RNA binding; protein binding
Source: RefSeq, a predicted model, not a curated record